CUCUCUUCUUAGUUACCGCUAUUGAUCCGUCCCCCUAGCCAUUUCGGAUCUGCACACCCCAUCACUCUUGGCUCACAGGACGUCUUCAUUUUUAUUAAUUCUUUCCAGCCACGGCUUAACACGAGGCUACAUCUUUGUUGGGAAUAUUAUUUUGGAGUUCAGAUAUUGACGCGCCAUUGGUUGUGUACUAGUAUUGUCAAGAAAGUAAGGGAUUUAGAAGCGAUAUUGACUCGGCUCUAUUUUAUGUCAUUUCUCAAAUAUAAUUUAAAUAAAGAGGGUUUAAAAAGUAAAUUUAAAAGUAAUUUAAAGACUUGCAGUAGCUGUAUUACUAUAAUCUAAUGUAGGCCUACAUUAGAAGAACACAUACUAGAUUGGGAGCCAAACAAUUUUGCUCAUGUUAGUCUUACAGAACAAAUAUGUUUAUGUUACUAAACAGUGUUCGACAUUUCUGUUUUGAGGAAAAAUUUUCAUUUAAAAGAUUUUAAGGAUUUAACUUUGUAGGUGGUGUUUGUUUAUUUCGUUCAAUGGAUUCAAGAUUAUUCCAGGACAGUCUGGGAAGUCUCCCGCCUGGCUACCACGAAAAUAAUAAACAAGAGAUGUACUCUCAUUCACUGGCAUCUUCCAAAGAUUCCAGACACUCCGACUUCAGUGAUCAAGACAGCAGCGACGAGGAACCAAUCAAAAGGAGGCUAGUCGACGGUCAUAGCGGCAGGGAUUUAUCUGGACAAACUGGAAGUUUCCAGGACCAAGAUUGUUCGUCUGACAGGGACGUCUUACAGACAAAUUACCACGGUGGAGAUGAUGGAAAGUCUAGAUCAAAAAAGUCCAACAACGGCCAGAAACAUGUACGUCUGAACAUCAACUCUCGCGAGAGAAGACGUAUGCAUGAUCUCAACGACGCUCUGGACGAGCUGCGAUCGGUUAUCCCUUACGCUCACAGUCCUUCUGUGAGAAAACUCAGCAAGAUAGCCACUCUGCUGCUUGCCAAGAACUACAUUUUGAUGCAAGCCCAUGCUCUAGAAGAAAUGCGACGCAUUAUCGCAUAUUUAAAUCAUCAUUCAUCACUGGGCUCCAUCGAAGCGUUAUCAUUUCAGCACAUGCCCCAAUCUAGCCCAGUCUCUAGCCGUAGCAGUAGUCGCUCAUCUGACAGAGAGCACCACUAGGGAUUUGCUGGAUUCUCAAAGAGUUGGCUUUAAUACUAGAUCUAGAGACCAUCUGAUUUAUUUGAAAAUCUUCAUUCACUUUGGAAAAAUACUUGUCUACGAACUUCGGAGAAUGCAUGCAUGUAUAUCAUUUAAUUAUUUAUGUAAGCGUACUAUUCAUUUGUAGAAUAAUUGAUCCAGUUUAUACAACAGCUAUUUCUCUUUAGUUCGCUGAAACUGUAUAGAUCUAGUUGUGGUGAGAUAUUUUACAGUAAACAAUGCCGUUUGUUUUUAAAUAUGCACGAGAAAGCAUUCAAAUGUUCAUGUUAAUGAUCAAUUAUAUAAAGGACAACAACAAUAAAUAGAUCUCAUCAUUGAUCUAUUACUACUGCAAUACAUAGAAUCAUAUAAUCUUCAUUAACUCUUUCUCUCCGUAAUUAUUUACCACAUUCUGGUGGAAUCAACGUAGGUAUCGUCAGUUAGGAGAGAAAGAGUUAAUGAAAUCUCUUACCACAGCAAUACAUAGAUCUCUUCAGUAAUCUCUUACCACAGCAAUACAUAAAUCUCUUCAGUAAUAUUAUCACAGCAAUACAUAGAUCUCUUCAGUAAUCUCUUACCACAGCAAUACAUAAAUCUCUUCAGUAAUCUCUUACCACAGCAAUACACAGAUCUCUUCAGUAAUCUCUUACCACAGCAAUACAUAAAUCUCUUCAGUAAUCUCUUACCACAGCAAUACAUAAAUCUCUUCAGUAAUCUCUUACCACAGCAAUACAUAAAUCUCUUCAGUAAUCUCUUACCACAGCAAUACAUAGAUCUCUUCAGUAAUCUCUUACCACAGCAAUACAUAAAUCUCUUCAUUUGAAUACAAUUAGACUAUUUUAAUAUGUCACAUAAGUUAUACUUGGUCGAGUUGCCUGUUCAUCUACUUUCAGAAAGAAAAGAGGCUCUUUAAUUAAGAUGAAACUAUACACUACUGGCAAGCAUAUUAAUUCUUCUAUCGAACAUGAUAUUACUCAACUGGUUAGAGCAUGGUUAAUAGACAUUUUCAUAACAAAGGUUAUUUAAAUUAAAAUUGAAUUUUUAUUUGAUUCUAAAGUACAAAAAAAAUGCAAAGAAAUAAUAUUAAAACAUCCAUUUUCUUUGUAUUUGUCGUGUCUCAAUGUGUGCGAUGCAUAAGAAUCAUUUUGUUUUAUUGUUAUGUCUUUGAAUCUGUGUGUUGCAUAAUUGCACUUUUUUUUGUUGUUGAUAAAUAUAGAACUACACGAAACAGCACAUUUAAGGGUUAUAAAAAAAAUUGAGAAAAAAAGUAUUUGAUCAAAGCUUUUAGAAAAAAAAUUGACGGGCAGAGGCUAGUAGGCCCUACAGUCUCUGCAUGCCUCCCCCUCUCUCUUUCUCUCUCUCUCACAAACACACGUACGCACGCACACAUAGUGACAUACACACACAAACUCUGGGCAGAGGUUAUAAAAAAAAAUGUAGGCCUACUUUAAAUUUUAAAAGAAUUAUGGGUAAUGCUGCUCACAAUGAUCACUAGGCAGGUUUGGUAACCAACAGUGUCAAGUUUGAUGUCAUUUAUAUAGGCGUCCUUUGACAUCGUCUUUUUUGUUGAUUUCAGAAUAUGUUCAUUUUCUUACUUUUUUUUUAUGGGCCAUUAUAUCACUCCUACAUUUCUGUAUAUCUCUUUUUAAAAUCUCUUUUUGUACCAGUAUUUUAUUGUUUAAAAAAUGUAUAACGGAUCUUAGAAAUCAAAACGUGAUUACCAUAAGUAUGAAAAUCCCUUUUACAGAAGAUAGGCCUACAUUCUAGGCUUGAUUGCCUGCGAUCUCAACCAAUCCAGGACCUGUGAACAUAAUGCUUGUCGCCUGCCUGAAUACGGCCAGCGUGAAACUGAUAAGAUUUUUUCAUGUAGACAUCGAGAUUUAAUUUCACUACUGCAUUAGGCAAGUUAGCUUACACUAUUAACUAACAGGAAUUGGCGCAUACAUUUUGUUUUACCAUCUGUGAAUGUAUGCUUAUAAUGAGUUUUUGUUCAAACAAGAAAAUACACUUUCUUUUAGGUAAACUCAAAGUAGUUUAUGCACAUAAAAACACGUGUAUAACUUUUAUUUAAAAUUAUUUUAUUAUUUAACUAAUAACAUUUUUUUAUUCAAAUUUAAAUUUAAAAAAAAAUCCUUCCUCACAGUUACAGUGCAUACUUCUAAUUACACUGCCCGGUAGGCCUACAAUUAUCUGCCUGCCCUAUUUACUAUAUGUAGGCCUAUACGUUUUUCAAGUCUUUUCAUUUAAAAUGGUGUGAAUGUAUUUUAAUGUAAAUUUAAAAAAAACAAACAAGAAAAUACAAAAAAUACUUUCAACAAAUAAAAAACAAAGCUUAUAUUAACCGUAAUUGUAUCAAUUAGUUUGGAUCAGACUAACAAGAAUAAAUUUAUGCGAUUAGAAAUAUUUUAACAAUUGUUUUGUUUAGCGCAAUUUCAUGCUUUUAGCUUUGCAACACGCUAUUAUCCUAUCAAUUGUCUGGACCAGUUGGGAAAAAAGG
Molecule: messenger RNA, 3678 nt
Organism: Biomphalaria glabrata
Lineage: Eukaryota; Metazoa; Mollusca; Gastropoda; Planorbidae
Product: class E basic helix-loop-helix protein 22-like
Exons: 2
Coding region: 525-1163 (212 amino acids)
Molecular function (GO): protein dimerization activity
Source: RefSeq, a predicted model, not a curated record